AUGAUCAAACUUCCUCUUCCGCCGCCGGUAACACCGCCUAUAGCCACCGUGACCACCACUUUGCCUUCCUCAUAUAUAGAAAUGUGUCUGUUUCGACACGUAUCGAAAACCCAUUCUUCCUCUUCUUCUUCUUUCACUACUUCGACCCGUACGAUAAAUUGCAUACUACUUUUUGUUUUGAUUUUCUUGGUCUACCUUAUCGUCUCGGUUCCGGUCUCAAGGCUUCAAUCUAACGACACUAUUAAAGCCUACUUCUCAUCUUCACAAGAUCGAUCUCAAGUUAGCCUAACAAAGAUCGAUCACAUCGUUUUUGGGAUCGGCUCGAGCAAGAACUCGUGGCCUGCGCGUAGAGAAUACGUCAAGCUUUGGUGGGAUGCUCAGAGGAUGAGAGGCUGCGUCUUUGUUGAGCAGCCAUUGUCGUCGUCUGAGAACCACACAGAUACUUAUCAUCUUCCUCCGGUUUGUGUUUCCCAAGAUACUUCCAGGUUCAGGUACACUUGGAAAGGCGGUAACAGAAACGCGAUUCGAAUCGCACGGUGCGUUUUAGAAACCGUAAGGAUGUUCAACACCUCCUCCGAGGAAGUAAGGUGGUAUGUAUUUGGAGACGACGACACAAUAUUCAUUCCAGAGAACCUCGCUCGAACGCUCUCCAAAUACGACCACACAUCAUGGUAUUACAUAGGAGCAAACUCAGAGAUCUAUCACCAAAACUCGAUAUUUGGACACGACAUGGCGUUUGGCGGUGGAGGGUACGCUUUAAGCAGCUCGUUGGCUAACGUUUUAGCUAAGAACUUCGAUUCUUGUAUCGAACGUUAUCCACAUUUGUACGGAGGAGACUCCAGGAUUCAUGCUUGUGUUCUUGAGCUUGGAGUUGGAUUAACUCAUGAGCCUGGCUUCCAUCAGUUUGAUGUGAGAGGAAAUGCAUUGGGAAUAUUGACGUCACAUUCAACGAAACCGUUGGUGUCUCUACACCACAUGGCCCACAUUGACCCCAUUUUCCCAAACUCAACCACAUUCUCCGCCGUCCACCACCUCUUCUCCGCCGUAGAACUUGAUCCUCUCCGUAUAUUUCAACUCUCCGUUUGCUACGACCGGUGGUAUUCUUGGACCAUCUCUGUCUCUUGGGGCUAUACUGUUCAGAUUGAGGGUAGGCAUUUGUUUCUACCGGAUGUUUUGCGAACACAAGAAACGUUCCGGGCAUGGAAACGAUCCGGCGAGUUGUCAAGUGUGUACACAUUCAACACAAGAGAGAUUCAUCCUGAUCCUUGCCAAAGACCGGUCACUUUCUUCAUGGAACAUGUUUCUUCUACGAGAGAUGAUGGAACUAUUAAAAGUGUGUAUAAGCAAGCUUACGAGAAUUGCACGUACGAUCCCAUUUCAUCGCCUCGCAAAAUCCAAGAGAUUAGAGUGUUUUCAAGAAGAUUCGAUCCCGAUAUUAGACAAUUGAAUGCUCCCAGAAGACAGUGCUGUGAUAUUUUACCUACAUCUUCCACUGGUGGAAAUAUAAUGGAAAUCGGAAUUCGAGAGUGCAAGGAGGAUGAGUUCAUCUAUAUUCAUCCAUAGAAGCAACGAUUUUGGGAAUUAAAACGUGACUUGACUAUAUUUUGGGAAUUCCCAAGAUAUAUUCCAGCAGUCACUUUCUCCGAUUUAGAUCAAUUCGAAAACUAUGGUCUGGUCAGUGAAGCUGACAAUUCGUUAAGCUUUAGACAUACACAAUCAAGUUUUUCAACUUCCAGAGAAGGGAUAAAACCAAGCAUUCAAAGAAGCUCGCUUUGAAGAGGCCUUUUCGUUACUGCGCGAUGCUUGAUCCCUAUCCAGCUUCUCAAACACACAUAGCGCGUUUCGUGCUGCUCUCUUGGCAAGCUAUCACCGUAACAAGGUGAUUUAUGCUCAAGUCACGUUGGAUACAGUCUAGAAUGGGAGCCAAGUGGAUCUUUUUACCAAAAACGGCCUUUUGAAACGAAGGAGAAUGGUUUUGUAGUUGAUCAUACACUGACUUCUGGGCUUAUAGAUAUGAAAUUGGUGAUACAUUUGCCAGCUUCAGGUGUCAGCUCGUGAGAAUGUUGCCCAACCUGAGAACUCUGCCCAUUCAAGUAGAACAUCAAAAAGCAAGCUGCUUACCCGAGCUUCCCAAGAAGAGAAGAGUUACAAGUCAGAGCCUCAUAGCGAUGGACAAAAAUCAUCUGCUGAUUAUCAAGAUGAUCAUCUCUGGUUCAGACAACUUUUACCUUGAUGACCCUGAAUCUGAUCAUAUCUAUCGAGGAUGGAUAAGCUCAAGCAGGAACAAAAUGGUCGCAACAGAUAAAUGUGCCAUCAAAGAUAUGUGUCUCUUCUCUUUGGUUUUUUAUUUCAUUAAAACGUGAAUUAGUUUAUAAGAAACCAGAUUAGAUUUAUAUUAGUUGUAAAAACUUAACUGACAUGGUAUCCAGUCAUUCAUUUGAUCGUGAGAGAUUACAUAUGUUUAAUUUGUUUCUACAACUAAUGUAGAUCGAUCAGUUUCUUAUUAGGAAUCUAAAUGAUAAUUCUAUUAGAAAUAGUAGAACGAAACUUUGGAUCUAACCCAAACUUGUUGUUGUCUUUUAUUGUUUCAUGUUAAAGCUGAGAAAGCUAAGAGAUGCCGAGAGAAGAGAUGGAAAAACUAAGGGGAGAAGCAGAAUCUAACAAAAGCCACUUGCUUCGGGGCUUCAGGUUGCUUAUCUUCGUUAAACAAACUUGUGGCUGAGGAAGCUGCUGGAGGGCUAUGGAAUCUUUAUGUCGCAGAAGAGACUAUCGUCUUCAGGCUUAACCUUAGAUUCAAUACAGAGGAAGUUCGUGGGAAAAUAAUCGAAAAUACUCAAAACCAUAAUCACAACACACAAACACUUUAAACCAAAAACUUUAAAAUCACAAAUCAUUAUCACAAACAAACACAAAUCCCAACAUCAAAAACCAUAAUUAUCUCAAACAAAAACCUACACAACUAACACGUCACACAAACCAAAUCACAAAACACCAAAAGCGAGAUCUCAAAACCCAAACUAAUUACCCCUCCCUCUAUCUCUAUGUUUUGUAGACUAAAAAAAAAAAUGGAAUUUACUAUUCUUCAAGUAUUUUGUAAUUGUAUUUAUUUUAUGGUAUCUAUUUGAGUGGUUUCUGUUUUGCAAGUUGUAAUUUUGUUUGCAAUUUUUUGUAUUCUGUACACUCGAACUCACAUUCUUAAUGCUAUAAUCUGACAUUAAUUUAACAAA
Molecule: messenger RNA, 3227 nt
Organism: Thlaspi arvense
Lineage: Eukaryota; Viridiplantae; Streptophyta; Magnoliopsida; Brassicales; Brassicaceae
Source: the annotation of a GenBank genome assembly